CCGGAAGCAGUUUGUUUAUGUAAUUUGGACUCACUUGGACUAUGAUAUUCGAGAUGGGUAGCAAUUUGGCAAAAAGCAAUUUAGUUAAAGCUGCAGCGGUUGAUUUUGGCAUUCAAUGGGCAUGCUGGGCUGUUGCUGCUACCUUAAAAACAGAAAAAUUCUACGACUUAGCCGGCUCUAGUACAUUUUUCCUGCUUGCACUACAAAGUUUGAGAUGGAAUCGGACAUAUUUCACACGCCAAAAGGUACAAACUGGUAUGGUCAUGGCAUGGGCUGUAAGACUUGGGACAUUCCUGUUCACCAGAAUCUUAAAAGAAGGACAUGACAAGCGGUUUAAUAAAGUCAGGGACAAUCCACGUGUGUUCUGGUUUUACUGGACCGUACAAGGUGUAUGGGUGUUACUCACUUUGUUACCAACAUUGUUAGUGAACAGUAAAAAAGAAGAUCAACCCUUAACCAAGAAGGAUUAUAUCGGAUGGGGGUUAUGGGUUGCUGGGUUCAUAUUGGAGACUGUCGCCGAUUAUCAGAAAUCUAGCUUCAGGAAUAAUCCUGAUAACGAGGGUCAGUUUAUCAAUGUAGGACUAUGGAAGAUGGUGCAGUAUCCAAAUUACCUUGGGGAGAUAAUGAUGUGGUCUGGUUUAUAUCUAACCUCGACCUCUGUCCUCAAAGGAUGGGAACACAUGGCUGUGGUAUCUCCUAUGUUUCUGACCUUUUUACUGACAAAAUUGAGUGGCAUACCGCUCCAGGAAAAAUCUGCAAUGAGAAGAUAUGGAUCAAAUCCGGAUUAUCUGCAACACAUUCAGAACACAAAGAAACUUAUCCCUUUCAUGUGGUGAACUGUAUAUGUUCCUGUAUACGUAUGCGAAAAUUGUAAUUUGAAGGACUCGUUAUAUUAUUUUAUUUCCAGUUAUGUUGUUAUUAAACACAUCAGACAAUUUUG
Molecule: messenger RNA, 940 nt
Organism: Mytilus trossulus (common blue mussel)
Lineage: Eukaryota; Metazoa; Mollusca; Bivalvia; Mytilida; Mytilidae
Exons: 5
Coding region: 42-836 (264 amino acids)
Biological process (GO): lipid metabolic process
Cellular component (GO): membrane
Molecular function (GO): oxidoreductase activity, acting on the CH-CH group of donors
Source: RefSeq, a predicted model, not a curated record